Messenger RNA from Parastagonospora nodorum SN15, 225 nucleotides. RefSeq lists its product as hypothetical. The transcript is spliced from 2 exons. Lineage: Eukaryota; Fungi; Ascomycota; Dothideomycetes; Pleosporales; Phaeosphaeriaceae. Bases 1 to 225 code for a protein of 74 amino acids. The record is from RefSeq and is a predicted model, not a curated record.
AUGGCGUGCACCAGAAGACCAAAUGGGAGUAACAUGACGCCUUUUGAUCUAGACCUUGGGAGUCGAUACAGCAGCGCUUCGAGGGAUACGGGCGAAAACAACAAGUACAGAUCGCGGCCUACCUCCACUGCGCAAGAGAUGAUUGCUCGCCCCAGCAUGCUGAACCCAGGCGAUUGGCUUCCCGUGCUGUACCUGCAUGAGGCUCUAGGCAAGCGUGCUAUUUAG